CUCUCCGUACAGAGCAGCAGAAGAGAAACACGGCCCUCCAUCCACUCCUCUUCACUGGACAUUCCUUUCUUUCUCUCUCCCUCCGAACAACCCGUCCCACCAUCCACCAACUUUUCCUUCCAAUUUCCUCUCUCUCUCUCUGAAAUCGGGCCUUGUCUUCCUUAUUGCAUGACCCUUUCUUCUUCCUCCACGUGUCACUUCCCGUUGUAUCAACUCUCUCCUCCUUUCCACUCCCCUCUAAUUCUACAAAUAUAAUAAAUUUCUCUUUCUCUCUCUUCUUUCGAUCAUGUCAUUUUGAUCUGGAUUUCAUAUUUCUAGCUAUCACUUUGCUUCACCCAUAUACAGGGACAGGGAAAUUUUGAAGCGCGCGGAGGAGUAUAUAUCAUAAGGCCUCGAGGUUACAUCAAUGUCUAACCUCGAGUCAGGCCCCCAGGGGCUGACGAGGCGGCCAUCGCGCAGUGCCGCCACCACCUUCUCGACGGAGGUGUUCGACAAUGAGGUGGUUCCUUCGUCGUUGGCUUCCAUCGUUCCCAUUCUCCGUGUCGCUAAUGAAAUCGAGAACGAGCGACCUCGCGUCGCCUAUCACUGCCGAUUUUACGCGUUUGAGAAAGCUCACCGGUUGGAUCCCAGCUCCAGCGGGCGUGGUGUGAGGCAGUUUAAAACGUUGCUCCUUCAACGUUUAGAGAGGGACAAUUCUUCAAGUCUUGCUUCUCGGGUUAAAAAAACAGAUGCAAGGGAAAUUGAGAGCUUCUAUCAACAAUACUAUGAACACUACAUCAGAGCUCUUGACCAGGGAGAACAGGCAGAUAGAGCCCAACUCGCCAAGGCUUACCAGACUGCUGGAGUUCUUUUUGAAGUGCUAUGUGCCGUUAACAAGAGUGAGAAGGUUGAAGAAGUUGCUCCUGAGAUUAUAGCGGCUGCAAGAGAUGUCCAAGAAAAAACGGAGAUUUAUACACCAUAUAACAUUCUCCCUCUGGAUUCAGCUGGGGCUUCUCAAUCUAUCAUGCAGCUUGAUGAGGUCAAGGCUGCCGUAGCUGCCUUGUGGAACACUCGAGGCUUGAAUUGGCCUCAUGCAUUCGAGCAGCACCGGCAGAAAGCUGGGGAUUUAGACCUCCUUGAUUGGCUUAGAGCUAUGUUCGGAUUCCAGAGAGACAAUGUCAGGAACCAGAGAGAGCAUUUGAUUUUGCUGCUUGCUGACGCUCAUAUAAGGCUGCAGCCCAAGGCUGAACCACUUAACAAGCUUGAUGAUCGAGCUGUUGAUAUAGUUAUGAGCAAGCUUUUUAAGAACUAUAAGACUUGGUGUAAAUUUUUGGGCCGAAAACAUAGUUUAAGGCUUCCUCAAGGUCAGCAAGAGAUACAGCAGAGGAAAAUUCUCUACAUGGGUUUAUACUUUCUUAUCUGGGGUGAAGCAGCAAAUGUCCGCUUCAUGCCAGAGUGUUUAUGUUACAUUUUUCACAAUAUGGCCUACGAGUUACAUGGCUUAUUGGCCGGAAAUGUGAGCAUUGUUACUGGUGAAAAUAUCAAGCCUUCCUAUGGUGGGGAUGAUGAGGCAUUUCUACGUAAGGUUAUAACACCUCUUUACCGUGUUAUUGAAAAGGAGUCGAACAAGAGUGGAAACGGAAAAGCUCCUCACUCCGGUUGGUGCAACUAUGAUGAUCUGAAUGAGUAUUUCUGGUCAUCUCAUUGCUUCUCUCUUGGUUGGCCAAUGCGUGAUGAUGGCGACUUUUUCAAAUCAACUCGUGAUCUGAAACAGGGGAGGAAGGGUCCUCGAAGAAAGUCUGGAAGCACAGGAAAGUCAUACUUUGUUGAAACUCGAACAUUUUGGCACAUUUUUAGAAGUUUUGAUCGAUUAUGGACAUUUUAUGUACUUACUCUACAGGCAAUGAUUAUUAUUGCAUGGAAAGGAAUUUCACCAAUAGACAUUUUCCGAAAGGAUGUCCUGUAUCAUGUAUCUAGUGUUUUCAUUACAGCAGCUUUUCUUCGCUUACUUCAAAGUAUAUUGGACCUGUUUUUGAAUUUUCCGGGAUAUCAUAGGUGGAAGUCUACUGAUGUACUGAGAAAUCUUCUGAAGAUAAUUGUUAGUCUUGCAUGGGUUGUAAUUCUUCCUCUCUUUUACAUGCAUUCGUUUAAGGGAGCCCCUGUCCAAAUCAGAGAUAUGCUUUCAUUUCUUAAGCAAGUAAAUGGUGUUCCUCCUUUUUACAUCCUUGCCGUUGCAAUAUAUUUGAUUCCAAAUUUGCUAGCAGCAGCUUUAUUCAUAUUCCCAAUGCUCCGGCGUUGGAUUGAAAAUUCAGACUGGCACAUUAUUCGGUUCCUCUUAUGGUGGUCACAGCCCAGAAUAUACAUUGGCAGGGGGAUGCACGAAAGUCAAUUUGCACUUAUAAAGUAUACACUUUUUUGGGUGAUACUUUUGUGUUCCAAGCUUGCAUUCAGCUAUCUUGCCCAGAUUAAACCUCUAGUGAAGCCAACAAAAGAUAUAAUGAGUAUUCACAGAGUGGAAUAUGAAUGGCAUGAGUUUUUCCCCAAGGCUCAAAACAACUAUGGAGCGGUUGUAUCACUUUGGGCACCAGUUAUCAUGGUUUAUUUUAUGGAUACACAAAUUUGGUAUUCAAUUUAUUCAACUUUGUAUGGUGGUGUCAUUGGGGCCUUCGAUCGCCUAGGAGAGAUACGAACAUUGGGGAUGCUUAGAUCAAGGUUCCAGUCCUUACCCGGUGCAUUCAACACAUAUCUGGUGCCUUCAGAUAGGUCGCAGAAAAGAGGAUUUUCUUUUGCCAAGCGUUUUGCUGAGAUUACAGCAAGCAGGAGAAGUGAAGCUGCGAAAUUUGCACAGUUGUGGAAUGAAGUUAUCUGUAGCUUCCGAGAGGAAGAUCUCAUUAGUGACAGGGAAAUGGAUUUGCUGUUAGUUCCUUAUUCAUCAGAUCCAGGCCUAAAGAUUAUUCAGUGGCCACCUUUUUUGCUUGCCAGCAAGAUACCAAUAGCAUUAGACAUGGCAGCUCAAUUUAAAUCCAAGGACUCUGAUCUCUGGAAGCGUAUAUGUGCUGAUGAAUACAUGAAAUGUGCAGUGAUUGAAUGUUAUGAAUUUUUCAAGCAUGUCUUGAGUGUUCUUGUGGUUGGAGAAAAUGAGAAAAGGAUAAUUAGCAUCAUUAUUAAAGAAGUUGAAAGUAGCAUCUCAAAAAAUCUGCUUCUUGCAAACUUCAGAAUGGGUCCUUUACCUACUCUCUGCAAGAAAUUUGUGGAGCUUGUAGAAAUCCUGAAAGAUGCUGAACCAUCCAAUAAAGAUACAGUGGUGUUGUUACUGCAAGAUAUGCUGGAAGUUGUCACCCGUGACAUGAUGGUGAAUGAGCUUAGGGAAUUGGUUGAAGUUGGUCAUAGUAGCAAGGAUACUGGGAGACAACUUUUUGCAGGUACUGAUACAAGACCUGCCAUAGCAUUCCCCCCAGUUGUCACAGCUCAGUGGGAAGAACAGAUAAGACGCCUAUACCUCUUGUUGACAGUGAAGGAAUCUGCUACUGAUGUGCCGACUAACCUCGAAGCUUGUAGAAGAAUCUCAUUUUUCACAAAUUCACUGUUCAUGGAUAUGCCACGUGCCCCCAAAGUCCGGAAAAUGCUUUCUUUCAGUGUCAUGACCCCAUACUACAGUGAGGAGACAGUGUACUCUAAAACUGACCUUGAGUUGGAAAAUGAAGAUGGUGUAUCAAUCUUAUAUUACUUGCAGAAAAUUUUCCCAGAUGAGUGGAAUAACUUCAUGGAGAGAAUUAAUUGUAAGAAAGAUAGCGAGAUAUGGGAAACUGAGGAAAACAUUUUACAACUUCGUCAUUGGGUCUCCCUAAGAGGACAAACUCUCUGCAGAACAAUUCGAGGAAUGAUGUACUAUAGACGAGCUUUGAAGCUUCAGGCUUUUCUUGACAUGGCUAAUGAAAGUGAGAUACUUGGAGGCUACAAAGCCAUAACAGUUCCAUCAGAGGAAGAUAAAAAAAGCCAAAGAUCUCUUUAUGCUCAACUAGAAGCGGUUGCUGACAUGAAAUUCACAUAUAUCGCUACCUGUCAAAACUAUGGCAACCAGAAGCGAAGUGGAGACCGUCGUGCAACAGACAUCCUGAACUUGAUGGUCAAUAACCCUUCUCUUAGGGUGGCAUAUAUUGAUGAAGUUGAAGAGAAUGAAGGAGGAAAAGUACAUAAGGUUUAUUAUUCAGUAUUGGUGAAAGCUGUUGAUAAUCUUGAUCAGGAAAUCUAUCGGAUAAAAUUGCCGGGUUCAGCCAAGAUAGGAGAAGGAAAGCCGGAAAACCAAAACCAUGCUAUAAUUUUUACUCGAGGAGAAGCUCUUCAGACGAUUGACAUGAAUCAGGACAAUUAUUUGGAAGAAGCUUUGAAAAUGCGUAACCUUUUGGAAGAAUUCAAUGAGGAUCAUGGGGUGCGUCCACCUACAAUCUUGGGAGUUCGUGAGCAUAUUUUUACUGGAAGUGUGUCUUCUCUGGCUUGGUUUAUGUCAAAUCAAGAAACAAGCUUUGUGACCAUAGGUCAAAGAGUUCUCGCAAGACCUUUGAAGGUUCGGUUCCACUAUGGUCAUCCAGACGUCUUCGACAGAAUUUUUCACAUUACUCGUGGUGGUAUUAGCAAGGCUUCUCGCGGAAUCAACUUGAGCGAGGAUAUCUUUGCUGGUUUCAACUCAACUCUUAGGCGAGGGAAUGUCACUCACCACGAGUAUCUUCAGGUUGGAAAGGGUAGAGAUGUUGGGCUCAAUCAAAUAUCUCUCUUUGAAGCAAAGGUGGCUUGUGGUAAUGGAGAGCAGACACUCAGCAGGGAUAUCUAUCGAUUAGGGCACCGUUUCGACUUCUUCCGUAUGAUGUCGUGCUAUUUUACGACAGUAGGAUUUUAUGUCAAUGCCAUGUUGGUUGUCCUUACAGUAUAUGUUUACUUGUACGGGAAACUAUAUCUGUCAUUGAGUGGACUAGAGCAAGCAAUAGUGAAAUUUGCUAGGGCCAAAGGAAACAAUGCUCUGAAGGCAGCCAUGGCUUCACAAUCAGUUGUUCAAUUAGGCCUGUUAAUGGCCUUGCCAAUGAUCAUGGAAAUUGGAUUAGAGAGAGGAUUUCGAACUGCAUUAGGGGACAUGAUAAUUAUGCAGCUGCAGCUUGCAGCUGUGUUUUUUACAUUUUCUCUUGGCACAAAGGUUCAUUAUUAUGGACGAACCAUCCUGCAUGGUGGUGCAAAAUAUAGAGCAACUGGGCGUGGUUUUGUUGUCAAGCAUGAGAAGUUUGCUGAGAAUUAUAGAAUGUACUCAAGAAGUCACUUUGUGAAAGGGCUGGAACUUAUGAUAUUGCUUGUAGCAUAUCAUAUAUAUGGUUCUGCUGCACCUGAUACUGCAACCUAUACCUUCCUUACCUUCUCCAUGUGGUUCUUAGUGGCAUCUUUUCUGUUUGCGCCUUUUCUUUUUAACCCUAUGGGAUUUGAAUGGCAAAAGAUUGUGGAAGAUUGGGAUGAUUGGAGUAAGUGGAUAAGCAGCCGUGGUGGUAUUGGUGUGCCAGCAAAUAAGAGCUGGGAAUCCUGGUGGGAUGAGGAACAAGAGCAUUUGCAGCACACUGGCUUCUUAGGACGAUUCUGGGAGAUUGUUCUUUCUUUGCGCUUCUUUCUUUAUCAGUAUGGAAUUGUAUACCAUUUAAAUGUGGCCAGGAAUGAAACAAGCAUCAUCGUUUAUGGUUUCUCUUGGCUGGUCAUUGUUGCUGUGAUGAUCAUCUUAAAGAUUGUGUCCUUGGGUAGAAAGAAAUUCAGUGCAGACUUUCAGUUGAUGUUCAGACUUCUCAAAUUCUUGCUCUUCAUUGGAUUUAUAGUCACUCUCACUAUCCUGUUUACUUUCCUUAGCCUUACAGUUGGAGAUAUAUUUGCAAGCCUACUAGCCUUCAUGCCAACUGGAUGGGCAAUACUGCAGAUAUCACAGUCUCUCAGGCCAUUAAUGAAGGGCCUUGGAUUUUGGGGAUCUGUCAAAGCCUUGGGAAGAGGGUAUGAAUACAUGAUGGGGCUAGUAAUAUUUGCACCAGUGGCUAUACUGGCAUGGUUCCCCUUUGUAUCAGAGUUUCAAACCAGAUUGCUAUUUAACCAAGCCUUCAGCCGUGGACUUCAGAUUCAACGUAUUUUGGCUGGUGGAAAGAAGGACAAGUAAACAAUUUUUCUUUCCCCAAGGAGCAUGAAAAAUAUUCAAUUGCAAAAAAAGACACUAAUCAUAUUCAGAGGGAUUGAAUUUUUUGGAAAAAGGGAAUGAUGGUGGCUUAAAAUUGGAAGUUCAGUUACAUUAUGUCAAAAAAAAAAAAAAAAAAAGAAAGUCGCCUUGUUCUACUGUGUCAUCCUUGUAGCUUACAGAAUUUUACUUUAAACAAUUGAGUCCAAUACAUUUUUUUAAAAAAAAAUAAAAAAACCAUGUCCAAUACGUUUAGUUGUAACUUACAUUUUUAUAUUGUAAUGUAAAAAUGUCAUACACUGAUGACAUUGUUUUGCAAA
Messenger RNA from Cannabis sativa, 6486 nucleotides. RefSeq names its product callose synthase 5. Gene Ontology annotation, molecular function: 1,3-beta-D-glucan synthase activity. Gene Ontology annotation, biological process: (1->3)-beta-D-glucan biosynthetic process. The transcript has 43 exons. Gene Ontology annotation, cellular component: plasma membrane; 1,3-beta-D-glucan synthase complex. Lineage: Eukaryota; Viridiplantae; Streptophyta; Magnoliopsida; Rosales; Cannabaceae. The record is from RefSeq and is a predicted model, not a curated record. Bases 407 to 6151 code for a protein of 1914 amino acids.